Messenger RNA from Thamnophis elegans (Western terrestrial garter snake), 887 nucleotides. It is a transcript of the gene NMS, whose product is annotated as neuromedin S. Lineage: Eukaryota; Metazoa; Chordata; Lepidosauria; Squamata; Natricidae. The coding region runs from base 58 to 522 and encodes 154 amino acids. The transcript is spliced from 11 exons. The record is from RefSeq and is a predicted model, not a curated record.
GGAGGAAAAGCCGGCACCCUGUUCAGUGGAAGUUCAGAAGAAGAGAAGCUUCUUCAAAUGCUGCUCCGCCUUGUGGACGGAGGAUUUCCUCAGACUUUUGCCAGCUAUCUGGAUGAAUCAAAUGUUUCUAAAAACGAGAGGCUGGCACUAUGUUUCAGUCAGUGGACAGAACUCUUUGAACAACCUCAGAUUUCCAAUGCAUUUUUGGAUUUUUGUAACUCCAUGUUUGACAGCCUGCAGAUAGAUGAGGAAAAUAAUCAGGAAUUGUAUAAAAGAUUUUUAUUUCACUACUCUAGAGCUCAAGACCCAACAUAUCCACUUAAAACUGGGUCAUUCCCUCUACAUCCUUUAAUGAGCCUCGCUCCAAAGCUCUCGGACAGAAGAAAGAAAAGGUUCCUUAAUCCAGGAUGGCAGAUUGCUGCAACAGAAUUCAUGAAAAAGGAUGGUUUGGAUGAUUUAGGACGAUCCUUUUUUCUUUUCAGGCCUAGAAAUGGAAGAACUGUUGAUACAGAUGACAAAUAGGCUACUAGAAGAUUUCUGCAGAAGAUAUAUCCAUGUUUGGCUGAUUUGCUCCUUUACUUUCUACUAUGAAAACUAUGAAUAUUAACAGAGAUUGUUCUGUAUCAUGUGAAGUCACAUACAAUAAAUUUGCACCUAUACAUUUUGUUGGAAAAAUGUGUGUGGGUGCUCAAAGAUAAUCUUUUCAGCUUCACUUCAUUUCCAAAUUAAUUAUUAUAAAGAUUUGCAUAUGACCAAUUCAACAAAUUACUUAGAACUAAAAAUCAAGUUUACAGUUGGUUAACCCGAAUAAUAUGAAAUUUAGAAGAUAAAAGUGGAUAUUCGCUGAGUUACAAUCCAAUUUAUCAUGCUUGUUCCGUUUUAAGUUA